Messenger RNA from Monodelphis domestica (gray short-tailed opossum), 485 nucleotides. The record is from RefSeq and is a predicted model, not a curated record. Lineage: Eukaryota; Metazoa; Chordata; Mammalia; Didelphimorphia; Didelphidae.
CAGUUCAAGCGGAAGAUGGAGGAGGAGGAGGAGGAGCGGCGGCGGCAGCGGCAGCAGCAGCAGAGUCCAGAUGAGCCGCCGCCGCCCCCGGGGGCCGCCGCCGCCCCUACAUCCGCCGGCGGCGGCGAGCCGAAGAAGAGGAGCGGGCCCGGCCCUGCGGCGCUCAGCUUUGUGGGCAAGCGGAGAGGCGGGAACAAGCUAGCCCUCAAGACAGGAAUAGUAGCCAAGAAGCAGAAGACCGAGGAUGAGGUUAUGACAAGUAAAGGAGAUGCUUGGGCCAAGUACAUGGCGGAAGUGAAAAAAUACAAGGCACAUCAGUGCAGUGAUGAUGACAAAACCCGGCCCCUGGUGAAAUAACUCUUUCCGCCAAGGACUUUCUGCAUUGUACAUACUUAUUUAACGCAGCAAAAGAACAAUAGCAUUUUCACCAAGGACUCAAAAACAGAAGACAAACUUGUAGCUUUCUGAACUGCAGAGAGGUGGCU